Impatiens glandulifera is the source of this 2324-nucleotide messenger RNA. RefSeq lists its product as uncharacterized. The coding region runs from base 354 to 1877 and encodes 507 amino acids. Lineage: Eukaryota; Viridiplantae; Streptophyta; Magnoliopsida; Ericales; Balsaminaceae. The record is from RefSeq and is a predicted model, not a curated record. The transcript is spliced from 3 exons.
UAACCGAAUACCCGGACCGGACCGUCGUCUACAAAUUCAACGGCCUGUACCCAACCUUCAUCGUUUCUUACGCCAUACCAAUUUCUCUCCGAUCGAGCUUCGAUUAUCAUCUCUAUUCCAAAUCCAUACUAAAACCAAAGAAACAUCCGAUCGAUUCCCAUCUUCCUCUUUCUUUUCAUCCUUUUUUUCUAUUGUUUCGUCAUCGAACUCUCGCAUGCUAGGGUUAGGGUUUCGAUCUCUUCGAUUCACGUUUUUUUACCGCCUUUUUCCUUAAUCGCGUGGAAGGAAACACAGAUUAUUGGGUUUUCCAUUAGUUUCCCCCCUUCAAUUUGGUCGUGAUUUUGAUAGGACAAAUGGGAACUAAAAGGUCAAAUGAGGAGCUUCUGGAGUUUUCCUACAAGCACCCAAAGCUUAUUUCCUCUUUGACAGAAUCAUAUCCUUCUUGUGUUGAACCCGUUUACGAAGCUGAUGUUUCAGAUUCUUCUGCAAAAGCAUUAGAGGUCAGCACUCCUUUCUCAUGUGUUACAAACAAUACCAAUGAGGAAGAUUAUAGAUCUGGAGGAACUGUUCGCUCACCUUUUUUUCCAGAUUACUUUGAACUUCACCACCCAAGAGGACCAACAGACUCUUAUGAUGGUAGACAUUCAUCUAUGCUAGACACGCCUCCUAGAAAACAUAUUCCCCUGGGACCAAAUCAUCAGGCUGAACUUCCAACAUGGGAUGAUGAUCUAUUGGGUUCUAAUCAUGCUGACAUGAAAAAAUUUAUGGGGUAUACUGUCAUUUCGAUGCCCCGUGAUGACUUGGCUGUUGAUGAUGUCAAGGUUGGAGAUGGAAAGGGGGAUUGUUGUUGUGAUGAUGAAGGUUCAGUCAGAUGUGUGCAGCAGCACUUAAAAGAAGCUAGAGAGAAGUUAAUAGAAAACAUCGGGAGCGAUAAAUUUGCGAUGUUGGGAUUUUGUGAAAUGGGAGAGGAAGUAACGAAGAAUUGGACUGGUGUGGAAGAAGACAUUUUUCACAACGUUGUUUAUGCUAACCCCAGCUCGAGUGGCAAGAAUUUUUGGAACCAUCUCUCAGUAGCCUUUCCUUGUCGAACCAAAAAGGAAAUUAUCAGCUAUUAUUUCAAUGUGUUCAUCCUUAGAAGGAGAGCUGUUCAGAAUAGAUCCAAUUUUCUGGAUAUUGACAGUGAUGAUGACGAGUGGCAGGAAGUAAAUGAAAAUCCGAAAGAAGACGACAUGUCUCUUGAUUACGCAUAUAAUAAUCAUGGCAUUUUGUUGGAUAAUGACGAUGAUUCUCCCGCUGGUAAUAGGUUGUCUGGUAUAUUUGGUAGUCACAGCAACUAUAGUGAAUGGUUGAGCAGGAAUCACUUCCCAUCUUUAAUGAAAGGGCUCGAACAAGAUGAUGAUGAUACUUCUGAUGAAGAGGAGGAUGAUGAUACAGACAAUGAUGAUCAAGAGAAUGAAACUGAUAACUACGAAUGCAACGAUGAUUUGGAAGACAAUGCUCCUGUUUUGCAAACAAAUAUGGUUAAUUAUGCUGGAAAAGAUGUGAAGCAUAAUAAUUUUGCUGUGGAGGCUAAGGCUGAGCAGAAAAGGGGGAGUUGGAAUGAAAGUGUAACUUUUGAAUGUCAGCAUAAUAAUUUUGCUGUGGAGGCUAAGGCUGAGCGGAAAAAGGGGAGUUGGACUGAAAGUGUUGGCGGGGCGGUUAAUGGCGUGGUGGAGGGGCAUGGAUAUCUAUUAGAUUUGUCUGAUGUUAGUAGGGUUUGGGAUGGAAGGUAUCCAACUACGGCUGCUGCUGCUGCGAAAGAUGUGGAUCUGUUACCUACUUGCAAUAUGAUGGAAGAGAUUUUUGGGGAAUCAAACAGCAAGUCUAGUGACAGCUAAACAAGUGGUAGGUGAAGAACCUCCAAAGAUGGUAAUUCCUAAUUUUAUUUAUAUUAAAUAUAAAAAUGCAGGGUGCUGCAUUAAUAAUAAUAAUAAUAAUAUAGCAUUCUCUUAUUUACUAUCCCUUGCUUUGGGGGUGUGGUGGGGGUUUGAGUACAAAAUUGGAAUAUUUUGGGAGGAUGACAUCUAUAGAAUUUUCUUCUUUGUAUUAGAAGACAGCACCAAUGGUGGAGUAACUUCUUCCAUAUAUAUAUAUAGAUAGAUAGAGAUGUAUGAUAGCUGAAUUUUGGUAUUUGGGUUUUUUGGAUGUUAGGUUGUUCUUGAAGAUGUUGGGGGGAAAUCAAUGUAAAUUUGAUGGAAUCUGUUGUGUUAUUUUGUAAUAUAAUUAGAGAUGUAGAUAACUUUUUUCCAUGAUUCCAUCCCAUUCAAUGAUAUUUUGUUAUAUAU